Messenger RNA from Brettanomyces bruxellensis, 3618 nucleotides. RefSeq lists its product as uncharacterized. Gene Ontology annotation, molecular function: serine-type endopeptidase activity; ATP hydrolysis activity; ATP-dependent peptidase activity. The transcript has a single exon. The record is from RefSeq and is a predicted model, not a curated record. Gene Ontology annotation, biological process: mitochondrion organization; protein catabolic process; chaperone-mediated protein complex assembly. Gene Ontology annotation, cellular component: mitochondrial matrix. Bases 1 to 3618 code for a protein of 1205 amino acids. Lineage: Eukaryota; Fungi; Ascomycota; Pichiomycetes; Pichiales; Pichiaceae.
AUGCUUAGAGCUUCUUCUUUGACUACCCGUAGAGGGGCUAAUCUUAUGCUGAAGGCUGUUCCAUUGAUCGUCAGAUCAAGCACUACCUUAGCGCUAAGGAGAUAUGCUUCCGGGCUAUCAAAUUUUCAAAGCCGUGCCGUGCUUUCAAAGGUUCUUUCUCAGGAAUCAUCGCAGGGAAGACUUUCGUUUAAAGGGGGAAACUUUUUUACUCCAUUUAACGCAGAGAAGAGGAAGAAAUUAACGCCAGCGACAUACGAGGAUUUUCUGCCACAUUCCAAUAAUCCAUCAUUUUUGACGGUCCGGUCUCCUUUUAACCACUUGCAGAAUAUUGACAGGAGCAUAUACUUGGACCUUUCGGCUGACGGUAAGGAAAACCCUAGUAAUGAUGAUGGCAAGGAGACAGAGCCUUCAACAAAAGAGAAACAAGACAAAGAAAAAGAAAAAGAUGAGGAGGAUUCCAAGGAUGAAACAGACAGUCAAAAGCCAGACUCGAGUGUCAAGUCAUCUCGUGGAAAGGGCAGAUCAAAAGCUGCAUCUUCAGGUGCAGGUGCAUCAUCUUCGUCAUCAGCAGGAUCUGGUAGUGAUGCAUUCGGAUCAGGUCAUGACGGUGUGAAAGGUGGCAAAGACAAAGAACCAAAUAUUUCUGAGGUUUAUCCUAGGGUAAUUGGCCUUCCAAUUUCUCAGCGACCACUCAUUCCAGGAUUUUACAAAGCAUUGGUGAUCACUGAUAUUAAUGUCAUCAAGGCCAUCAAGGAUGCUCUUAACCACAAGAAUCCAUAUAUCGGUUGCUUCCUUUUCAAGGAUCCAGAAAUGACGGGUGAUGUUAUUACCUCCAAGGACCAAGUCUACCAGACAGGUGUUUUGGCCCAGAUCACAUCUAACCUAUAUGCCAAGGACAACAAGACUGGUAUAGAGUCGCUAACUGCGGUCUUAUAUGCUCACAAACGUAUAAGACUCGAUAGUCUUUAUCCUCCAAAGUCAGAUGCUGCUACUCAUGUGGCAGAAAAUGGGGAGAAGCAUACGAAACAGGUCAUCGAAGGCAUUACAGGAGAGAAAGAAGGAGAUGAGCCAAGAAAACCAUCGCACAAAGCGUCAGUGAGAAAAAUUCAAGAUAAGAAAUUGGAGCCAACUGAGGUCUUGGAGAAGGCGGAGGGAGCACAACUUCCUUCACAUCAGGAUGCUUUGCCAGACGAACCAGCACAGGAUGAGUACUUAAAGAAGUACCCAAUUAGUCUAGUGGGUGUCUCGGAUGUUCUUGAUCAGAAAUAUGAUAAGAAUGAUCCAUUGAUCAACUCUUUAACUGCUUCAACAUUGGAGACAUUAAAGAAAAUGGCAACAAUGAACAAACAAUUCAAUGAUGAGCUUGCCACAUUUAGCGCUUCCCUACACAGCGACAUCUACAGCUGUCCUUCUAAUCUUGCCGAUUUUGCUGCUGCUGUCACUGCAGGAAAAUCAAAUGAUGUUCAGGAAAUUUUAGAGACUACCGAUGUUAAGAAGAGAUUAAAAUUAUCCUUGGUUUUGUUGAAGAAAGAGCUGGCAAAUAAGGAAAUGCAAAUGAAAUUGGAUAAGGAACUUGAUGACAGGAUUAUGAAAAGGCAGAGAACUUAUCGCUUGGCCGAGCAACUGAAACUAAUUAAGGAGCAAAUCGGUACUAGUGAUGGUCGGGAUGCUCUCAUUAAGAAAUACGAUAACAGGGUUAAGAAGUUGAACAUGCCACCAGAAGUGAAGAAGGUUUAUGCUGAAGAAAUCGAUAAGUUGAAGACCUUAGAACCUAUGAUGUCUGAAUAUGCUGUCAGCAAAAAUUACUUAGACUGGCUUACCCAGCUACCAUGGGGUAUAGAGUCAAAAGACUGCUUCAGUGUUGAAAGGGCAAAGAACAUUUUAAAUGAAGAUCAUUAUGGCUUACAGGAUGUUAAAAACCGUAUUCUUGAAUUUGUCGCUGUCGGAAAACUUGCAAACAAGGUUAAAGGUAAGAUUUUGUGCUUCUGUGGUCCACCUGGUGUUGGUAAGACUUCCAUCGGUCGGUCCAUUGCAAAAUCUUUAAACAGAAAGUUUUACAGAAUCUCCUUUGGUGGUUUGAAUGAUGUGUCUGAGAUUAAAGGUCAUCGUAGAACAUAUGUUGGUGCAUCACCAGGUAGGAUUGUUCAAGCUCUUAGGAGGUCACAAACAGAUAAUCCUUUGAUCAUGAUUGAUGAGAUCGAUAAGAUAAGUACACAAGGUGCAAACAAUGGCAAUCCUGCUGCGACAUUACUUGAAUUACUUGACCCCGAGCAGAACAGCAAAUUCUUGGACAAUUUUAUGGACGUCCCUAUUGAUCUAUCGAAGGUUUUGUUUGUCUGUACUGCAAACAACUGGGAGACAAUUUUGCCACCAAUUCUGGAUCGUAUGGAGAUGAUUCACAUUCCCGGAUACACCGAUAACGAAAAACUUCAGAUUGCAGAGAAAUACUUGAAUAAGAAGAUUAAAAAGGAAACCGGAUUGGAGAAUGCCAAUAUCAACGUGACAAAACCCGCUUUAGAGGCAUUAGUUAAGUAUUAUUGUCGAGAAAGUGGUGUUAGAAGUCUCAAAAAGGCCUUAGAGAAGAUAUAUAGAAAGGCAGCCUUGCAAUUGGUUGAAGAAAUUGGUGAUCCGGCUGGAUCUGAGGCAGAACUAGCAGUGAUGGCUUCGGAAUCAGAUAAAAGCAAAGAGACUAAUGCUGAAAAGGAGAACGAAAGGAAGGAGGAGGUUGCUGCAGAUUUGCAGACAACAUCUCCUGAAGGAAAACCUGCCGAAAAAACAUUGAGUGCAAAUGGAGAGAAACCAAACGAAAAUGUCAGUAAGGGCAAGGAAAAAACACCAGAAAUUACGAAAUUGAUUAUUCCGGAUGACUUUAAAUUGGAUAUUACACCAAAGAAUCUUUCGAAAUAUGUUGGACCACCGGUUUUCACAUCUGACAGGAUGUAUAUGACACCACCUCCUGGUAUAGUCAUGGGAUUAGCAUACUCGAGUAUGAGCGGAGCUGCAAUGUACUUUGAGACGGCACUGGUUCGUUCUCUUAAGAUAGCUGCUGCUGGGAAGUUGGAAAUGACAGGACACUUGGGUGAUGUUCUCAAAGAAUCGGCAGAUCUCGCUUAUUCUGUGGCAAAGAACAUCUUGUCUCAGAGAUUCCCAGAUAACAGGUUCUUUGAGAGGGCAUACAUUCACAUGAAUUGUCCUGAAGGAGGAAUCAGUAAAGACGGUCCUUCAGCAGGUAUUACAAUGACUACAGCGUUCCUUUCUUUGGCAUUGAACCAUCCAAUUCCAGGUGAUGUGGCCAUGACGGGUGAGAUAUCUUUGGGAGGAAAAGUUUUACCAAUUGGUGGAUUAAGGGAGAAGACAUUAGCUGCUAGAAGAUGCGGAAUUAAAACUAUGAUCAUUCCUAAGAGCGAUUUACCAGAGUGGGACGAGGUUCCAGAACAACUUAAAGAAGGAAUAGAUGUUCACUUCAUCGACUGGUAUUCAGAGGUGUUCGAUUUACUAUUUAAGGACGUUACUCCAGAAAAAGGAAACAAUGUUUGGAAGGAAGAGUUUAGCAAGAGGGAGAGUCCUUUGGGAAUACCUGGUGAUAUGAUGCAAACGCAAGAAAGACCACGGAUUUAA